AUGUCAAGCACACGAGGUUCAGUCUCCGCUCUUGUAGGGGGCAAGCCCCUUGCAGCUCCUGCUGCAGCAGAAGAGCGCAGCAGCAGCAGUAGCAGCAGCAGCAGCAGCAGCAACAUGAAGAGCAACGGGAAGAAGAGCCACCACCACCACAAGAAGCGGCGUCGCAGCAGCAAGCACGGCCGCCGCCACCGCAGCAGCAGCAGCAGUAGCAGCAGCAGCAGUAGCAGCAGCAGCAGCAGCAGCGAGGGGGAGCAGCAGGAAGAGCUGCCGUUCUUUAUGAUGGAUUCGACAAUUCGCGCUGCUGUUGCAGAGAGGAAGCGGCAGCAGAAGCAGCAAAAGAAAGAAGCAAAACGCAUGCAAAGAGCAGCAAAAAAAGCAGCAAAAAAAGAAGCAAAGCGCCUGAAGAAAUUAGAGAAGAAGCGAAAGAGGGAGGAAGCAGCAAACAGCAGCAGCAGCAGCAGCAGCAGCAGCAAGAAACGCAAGAGAGAAAAAGAUACAAGCAGCAGCAGCAGCAGCAGCGACGAAGAUGAUAGCCGCAGGAGCAAAAGCCCCCGUCCACACAAACAGAAGGCUCACAGCAGCUGCAGCAGCAGCUGCCUCAGCACCAGCUGCAGCAACAACAGCAGCAACAGAAGCAGCAGCAGCGGAAUGCCAGAGGAGCAGAAGGGUGGCCCGAGCUGCAUCAGUGUGCUGCUGCUGCUGCGGCUGCAGCAGCAGCAGCGCGGAAGCCACGGCGGUGUUGGCGUGUCUCGAUCGUUGCUGUGA
Molecule: messenger RNA, 765 nt
Organism: Eimeria acervulina
Lineage: Eukaryota; Apicomplexa; Conoidasida; Eucoccidiorida; Eimeriidae
Exons: 3
Coding region: 1-765 (254 amino acids)
Source: RefSeq, a predicted model, not a curated record